UCACCAUCUAUAAUUCUGCCUGUCCAAAAUGACUGAUGCUAAUUUAAUACCCUGCCAGGAGAUGAAGAUGAGGGUGAUGAAGACGAUGAAGCAGAUGGACCCACUGGGAAAAGAGCAGCAGAAGAUGACGAUGAGGAUGAUGACGUUGAUGCAAAGAAGCAGAAAACAGAUGACGACGACUAGAGAGGGGAUAUUCCCUGUCUCAAAAUAAAUUCUAUAUAUAAUACUUCUCCACCGCCUCCCCACCCUUGUCACGCUCAGAACAUGGUCACUUAAAGUGAUGCAUCCGUCCCACCCUUCAUGCAGGUUCCCAUGGCCCCCUACUCCGUCCACACAAGUGGCUGUGUCUGUGAGGCAGGUCACUGUGUUCCCAUGGUGCAU
This is a messenger RNA of Staurois parvus, 381 nucleotides long. The record is from the annotation of a GenBank genome assembly. NCBI's taxonomy places the organism in Eukaryota, Metazoa, Chordata, Amphibia, Anura, Ranidae.